AUGCCGCUGUUUAGCUACUAUGGCGAUAUACCAGACAGCUCCGCUGCCCUGUCAUAUCCAUCGCUCGUUUUCGCCAUUCUCACACCAAUUGUUGUGGCUGCAAGACUGCUAGGCCGACACUAUCUUUCUGGUCGACUUGGUCCGGAUGAUUGGAUGAUACUGGUUUCCUGUUAUGCAAAUGGGCAUUCGCUCUAUUUCGUGGCCCAAAUCCUAUACAAGAUCAACAUCGGCCUCACCAAAAUCAGUAUCCUGCUGCUAUAUAUCCGACUCUUCAUCCAGCGGUGGUUCUUCAUAACUUGUUUGACGUGGGUUGCUAUUAUCUCCUCGUUUACCCUCAGCACUGUGAUCUCCAGCAUACUUCAAUGCUCACCGGUCCAAUAUGCUUUCAACAAGUCCAUUCGCAGUGGUGGUUCAUGUUUCAAUCUGACCGCAUUCUGGUACGCCAAUGCCGUCUUCAACAUUUUUAGCGACCUGGUUCUUGUCGCCCUGCCAGUCCCCGUCAUCUGUAAACUGCAUUUACCACUGAAAUCAAAGCUUGUGCUCUGCAGCAUCUUCGCCGUCGGUAUAUUCGUCUGCAUCACGUCCAUCCUCCGCAUCACAACCCUGGAUAUCGCAACCUCACACCUCGACAUCACCUGGAACAGCAUCGGUUCCUCCAUGUGGACUGUCAUCGAAUCAAAUCUGGGCAUUAUUUGCGCCUGUCUCCCUGCUCUCCGUCGUCCCCUCGCCUUCGUUUGCCCGCGUCUCUUUGGAAAAUUAGACCGCAGUGCUUUUCACGUCGUUAGAAGAUAUGAGCCACCGCAGCGUGGGAGUCGGUCCAAGACCAUUGAUUCCGGUCCCAAUAAAUCCACUGGUUGGAGCUUGUUGGAUGAAUUGACUACUCGUUCCACAGUCCGCGAGGGCGAGCAGGGAGGUGUUGGAGCUAGUCAAAAGGAGACUGUCUCGGAUCCGGGCGUUGAGAAUCAGACGAAUCGGAUUCGGAUGUCAACAUACGUGUCCGUUCGAUAUGAUCAGUUCCACGACAAAGAGGACGUUGUUGAGAUGAACGAUCUGACAGCGGGUAUUCCUAAUUGUACCGACCACACAUCCAAGCAAGGAAACGUUCUAGACCAAGACCAUAUCCACCGUGAGGAGAGGUUCCAUACCUGA
Aspergillus tanneri is the source of this 1149-nucleotide messenger RNA. RefSeq lists its product as uncharacterized. The record is from RefSeq and is a predicted model, not a curated record. The transcript is spliced from 5 exons. Bases 1 to 1149 code for a protein of 382 amino acids. Lineage: Eukaryota; Fungi; Ascomycota; Eurotiomycetes; Eurotiales; Aspergillaceae.